AUGGAUAGUAGUAAAACCAGAACAAAAAGGAGUGCUGGGAGUAAGCCUCUUAAUAUAAAGGAAGUGAUAGAGACAUUAUCCCAUAUACUAUCUCUUCAUGGAUACAGCAAGAUUAGCCCGGAUAUUUUUCGUCAGGCUAAGUACAACAAGCCUGAAGCAACACCGUUUUUAUUGUGUCUAUUGCACGAAAUAUUACAGAAAGAAACUGAAAUUCGUAUUGGUUAUUUGCAAGACGUGUUGGUGUAUGUUCUUCAUAAACUUGAUUAUCCACACUUAUAUAAGUUCGUUAAUUGCUCUGAGACUGAAUUUUCAAGUCAAGACAUACUUUUGAUAUUCGGAUUUUUAUUGGUAAAACUUAAUUUGAUGCACUCAUUAAGAAAGAAAGUUAAGCGUAUGUUAGUGGAUAGCCUGGUUGUCUUGACUCCUGAAACAGUUUGCUAUGAGCAAAUCCAAACACUGAAAAACAAAGAUUUUAAUGCUGUCAUCGUAUUGCAGAAAAAAAUCGAUUUUGCUAUGCGUGGUCUACGCUCUUCCAUCUUAAAGUAUGAGAAUUUAGUACAAAGGGCAGCUUGUUGUAAUAAUUCAAUUAUUCUCAAGGAGUUAAACAGCAAUGAAUCAAACAAAAUGUUUUCUUCGAUAUCGCUGUGUGAAUUUUUGCUGCAAGGUAACUUGAAAUUGCAGAAAGAGUUAGUUGGUAUGUUAUCAAAACAAAAUAUGCUGCUGAAGCUUCACCUGAAGUGGAUAAAAUAUGAAACUGUGUUUUGGCGAUGGAUGAGCAGUGUUGCAAGUGGCCAAACACAAACGGUCAACACGAGUUUUGAGCAACUUACAAGUAGUCAAAGACUUAAACAUGCAUUACUUGUAUCAGAAUCAGAUAAGUUCAUUGAACUUUUUGGGGCUAUAUUAGGAGAUCAAAGACGCAAUAAAAUAGAAUCUGCAGGAGAUGCGUUAGUGAUUAAAGAAGAUUUUUCCAUUAUGAGGCAUGCCAUUGCAGAGAUAAUAAUGGCUAAACUUGUUGCAUCAGAUGGAAAAGGUACUGCAGAAAAAUAUGUUGGCACUCUGGAGAAUUUGGUGAUGGAAAUAAAGAAGAUGCAGGAGAACAAUAGACUGUGGUUAUCUGACCUACUACAUAAAGAAUAUCCAAAUUUAGUUUGUUUGCCUGUUCCCAGAAGGUAG
Molecule: messenger RNA, 1176 nt
Organism: Hydractinia symbiolongicarpus
Lineage: Eukaryota; Metazoa; Cnidaria; Hydrozoa; Anthoathecata; Hydractiniidae
Product: tubulin epsilon and delta complex protein 1-like
Exons: 1
Coding region: 1-1176 (391 amino acids)
Source: RefSeq, a predicted model, not a curated record